AUGGAGAGUUCCAGAGGACCUGAGACACCUGUAGUAGAGUGGCCUGACUUUUUAGAGGCCUUUUUGGACUAUUACUUUCCCUCAGAGAUUCGGGAGAUUCGGGUUAACCAGUUCUUAGGCCUUCAGCAGGGCCAUAUGAGUGUUCGGGAGUAUUAUCUCCAGUUUGAUUCUCUGGCCAAGUAUGAUCCAUCUUUUAUUGACUCGAUGAGAGAGAGCUCCCGAGCUUCAGGGUCUCAGCAGCAGAGGGGUUCAGGCCAGAUGGGGCCACCUUUAUUGCGAUGUGAUAACAACGAACAUGGUCACUACGAAAGAUUUCAGCUGGGGUCGAAUGUUUGUUAUGCAUGUGGGCAGCAGGGUCAUAUGAUGAGAGAUUGCCUGAAUAAAGGACAAGGUAGAAUGGCACAACUGUCAGGUUCAAUUGCAGGAUCAUCUUCUUCUGGGCAUUCUACAAUGCGUGGGUCCCAGUUUUUUGUUAGUAGAGGUCGACAUAGAGGCGGAGCCUCCAGUUCAGGUGGUGGACAGAACGGUAUCUAUGCCUUGGCAGGUCAUCAGGAUUUAGAGUCUUCGCCAGAUGUGGUGACAGGUACAUUGACAGUUUGUUCAUAUAGUGUCUAUGCAUUCCUAGAUCCAGGAUCCACCCUGUCAUAUGUCACUCCAUUUGUUAUAAGGAAGUUUGAUAUAGUAUCUGAGUCAUUGAGUAGAUUAUCUUUAGUGUCUACACCAGUGGGUGAGUCUGUUGUUGCUGAAAGAGCUUAUCGGGGUUGUACUGUAGAGAUUCAUAGCCAUCAGACCUCAUCAGAUCUUAUAGAGUUAGAAAUGGUUGACUUUGACGCCAUCAUGUGCAUGGAUUGGUUAGCGUCUUCUUAUGCUAAUGUUGAAUGCUGGACAAAGAUUUUCAGGUUUCAUUUCCCAGGCGAGACAGUCUUGGAGUGUAAAGGAAAUACAGAAGCAGAAGCAAAAUGUUGA
Lycium barbarum (goji berry) is the source of this 966-nucleotide messenger RNA. RefSeq lists its product as uncharacterized. Lineage: Eukaryota; Viridiplantae; Streptophyta; Magnoliopsida; Solanales; Solanaceae. The record is from RefSeq and is a predicted model, not a curated record. Gene Ontology annotation, molecular function: zinc ion binding; nucleic acid binding. The coding region runs from base 1 to 966 and encodes 321 amino acids. The transcript has 2 exons.